AUGACUGAAAUACCUAUUUGCACAAAGACUUUUAAGUUGAAUAAUGGCACAUUCAUGCCUGCUGUUGGCCUUGGGACCUGGCAAGGACGUAUAGGCACAGACGAUGAGAAAGCCCUCGAAGAGUCCAUCAUCGUGGCUAUUCAGAAUGGUUACCGUCUCAUUGAUACGGCACAGUAUUACGGGAUAGAAUCAGUCGUAGGUCGUGCUGUCCGGAACAGUCGGGUGCCGAGAAGUGAGAUCACCGUGGUAUCCAAAUACUGGGGCCAUUAUCAUCACGACGUCGCUGCUGCUCUAGAGGUUUCGCUGAGAGAACUCGAUCUCGGCUAUGUUGACCUCUUCCUGAUGCAUUGGCCGUGGGCUAUGACGCCCGAUGGGAAGCCUCUCCGGAUUCACCGGUCACCGACAUUCUUGGAAACUUGGAAGCAGAUGGAAAGUCUGGUCGGCGACAAAUGCAAAGGAAUUGGGGUUUGCAACUUUACCCAAAAAACUCUGAGCAUGCUUCUUCAGCAUGCCGCAAUCGUACCAGCCGUCAACCAGGUCGAGCUUCACGCACUCAACCCCUGCCUCAAGCUGGUUCCAUACUGCCAGUCCAAAGGAAUCCAUGUGAUGGCCUGGGGAACCUUAGGGGGGGAUAGCAAAUUCGCCAAGGAUCACAUCCUUCAACACGAUGUUUUCACUAGCGUCGCCAGAAAGCACAACAUCUCGGCAAGUACCGUCUCCCUGUCGUGGGCGGUGCAACGGGGUGUGACUGUCAUCCCCAAGAGCAGCUUGAAGUCACGCAUUAGCAGCAAUAUUAGGAUUGUCAGUCUCGAUAACGAGGACAUGGGCGCCAUCAAUAGUGCACACAAUAAGAUUGGGGGCCAUAGAAUCUGCAAUAUUCAGAAUCAGCUGUGGGUUGAACUUGACGGUAAGAGGACUUUGCAAGGGUGGACAGAGGUCGACUUUGGCUGGGAGGAUUCAAAAGGCAACUGGUUGACAUAA
Colletotrichum truncatum is the source of this 981-nucleotide messenger RNA. RefSeq names its product aldo/keto reductase. The record is from RefSeq and is a predicted model, not a curated record. Gene Ontology annotation, molecular function: oxidoreductase activity. Lineage: Eukaryota; Fungi; Ascomycota; Sordariomycetes; Glomerellales; Glomerellaceae.